AUGGACACCAAAGACAUUUCCGAUUCUGAAAAACAUAUCGCCUUCAUUAAGCAGAGCAAGGAAAAUGCAGAGCGAGCACGGCUUCGUAAGGGCGAAAAGCCUCGAGAUCAUCCACCACGCAGCGCUCUUGUUUCACAAUUCCUAAUGAAACUUUUCCAUUCCGCUGGCGUGAGUGACAUAAUGAAUCACAAGCUCUACACGUCGCAAGUACCACCAUAUUAUCCCCCUUGUAUCCAUCCUGCCCAGGACCUCAAGCCUCUGAUGAUAUCAGAAAUGAUGCUUGAAAUCCAUCAUCGGGGGAGUUAUGCUUUGGUUCGUGUCUUGACGCCACCCGAUCGAAUGACUGCUGUCAUGGCUAUUGUUGAAGACGAGGAGGGUACUGCAGUAUUGCUUCAGCUCUACAACCAACCCGAAGAAUCUAAGGUUGCCAAAGAGAAUAUUCUGAAAGCUCGAGAUAUUUGCAUCAUUAAGGAGCCUUUCUUCAAGGUUACUAAUAGUGGUUCGUAUAGCUUGCGGGUCGAUCAUGUCAGUGAUAUUAUCUGGCUCGAGGACACCGACAAUCGUAUUCCUCUGGAGUGGAGAAACCGAUUUAUAAGUCUUGAUGAGAGCUCUGAGGACAUACGAAAGGAGGGAAACGAGGCAGUUCAGAAGAAGGAUUGGGCCAAUGCGGAACGCCUGUAUACGGAUGCGAUACGCGCUGCUAAUACUGCUAAGGAAAAGCAGCUAGCUUACCUUAAUCGGUCCCUCACCAACCUCUACCUCGAUCGACCAGAGAAAGCAUCCGCAGAUGCUCAAAAGGGAAAUAUGGGCGAUGAUUCUCUAAUUGAAAAAGCUUUAUUCCGAGAGGCCAAGGCUCUCUACACACUGGGGAAGUUUGGCUCUUGCUUGGAGAAACUUAUGACCCUUGUGCGUUCUAACCCCAAGAACUCAGGCGCAUGGGCCGAGAUUAAGCGAGUUAAGCAGCGUCUUCGUGAGGAGGAAAAAGGAUCGUAUCAAUUCAAUAACAUGUAUAAGCAGGCUGAAGAUACUCCGCCUUUGAUCGACUGCGCAACAUAUGUCGGGUCGGUAGCCGUCCGUGAUUCACCUGGUCGAGGUAAGGGGCUGUUUACCACAAAAGUAGUCAAGGCAGGGGAGCUUUUACUAUGCGAGAAAGCUUUCGCGUACAGUUAUGCUGGUAAUGAUAGCAAUGUUGGCAAAUCGAACACGACUGUUUUGAUGAAUUGGCACACUAAUAUCAUGUCCAUGGGCGGUCAAGCAAACCUCAUCACCCAAAUUGUCCAGAAAUUAUAUCGUAACCAUGAUGGGGGGAAAGUAUUCACUGAGCUAUAUCACGGUGACUAUACUCCUGUUGCGAUAUCUGAGGUUGACGGUGCCCCCGUGGUGGACACAUUUCUCAUUGUAAAAACAAUUCAGCUAAACUCUUUCGGAGCUCCACGCACCAGUUACAAGUCGACCAUGUUGGCCAUGGUUAAUCAAAGUGGAGAGCAAACGGAAAAGUCUGCCGGGUAUACCACGUGCGGAAUCUGGCCCAUCGCAUCACGCAUCAACCAUUCCUGUGUCACCAACUGUUAUCGCACCUUCAUCGGCGACAUGCAAAUCGUGCGGGCCACCCAGGACUUAAAGGCAGACACCGAGUUGCACUUUAUGUACCGCAGCCCCGGGCUAAACGAGACUUAUGACCAAACCCAGAAGAAGCUCAAAGGCGGCUGGGGGUUUGCCUGCAACUGCGCGCUGUGCUUUUACAAGAAGUCCACGCCUCAAAGUACCAUUAAGAAACGUGAGGCGUUAUUCCUCUCCCUCAACCUCUUAUUGCAGAGCGGUUUUUCGCCGGCACAAUUAAGCCGAGCGAGAAAGAUGAUGGAAGAUUUAGAGAAGACGUACACAGCUGAACGGGAUGCGCCGCCGGUGGUGCGCUCCGAGUUAUCAAGGUAUUACUUUGCGGCGGGCAACGAUCUGAUCCCAAGAAAUAAAUUGAUUGAUGGCCUAGAGAUGAUUCUAAAGGGGCUAGAGACGCUCGGAUACGUCGUUGAGGCCCGCCCGCCGAGGGAUAUGGGGGCCGGGAAAAACGCAGUGAUUGAGAUAAAGCGCUGGGGGGAAGCCGAUGAAAAUAUCCUGUGGGCACUCACGAGUAUGAUGCAGGCUUAUGGGGUUCUUGCCCCUGAGCUCUGCAAUACUGUCAAGGGGUAUGCGAAUAUCAUCUAUAGUAUAUGCUGUGGUGAGAGUGAGACUAUUGGUAAAAUAUUUCCAGGUUUUGCGUAG
This is a messenger RNA of Daldinia childiae, 2259 nucleotides long. RefSeq names its product Protein unc-45 like protein B. Gene Ontology annotation, molecular function: protein binding. The record is from RefSeq and is a predicted model, not a curated record. NCBI's taxonomy places the organism in Eukaryota, Fungi, Ascomycota, Sordariomycetes, Xylariales, Hypoxylaceae. The coding region runs from base 1 to 2259 and encodes 752 amino acids. The transcript is spliced from 3 exons.